UGCUGCGCCCAAGUCCGUCAAGUUCCGUCUCUCUCUAGCUCAACUGAACUGCUGCUGGACAUCGUCUGCAGAGACUCUCCGUUUAGUAAACAGUGCGGAAUAGUUUCCAUUAGCAACUUGAAAAACAUCCAACAUCCGAAAAAUAAAAAUAAAAAAGAAGAAGAAGAAGAAGAGCAGCCCCAUCGACUUUUGCAGAUGGAAGACCAGAUACAAACACUCGACGCAGCCGAGACGAUAGAAGAUGAGGUCGCAGCUUCCGAUUCGCCCAACGGCAAUCCAUGGCAGCGUCUUUUCAACAAGAUGCGCCACCAGCCAUCAACCACAGACGCUAUAGAUUUCUUCCUAUCGCCAGCGGGGGUUCACUGUUCAACCGACAAAGAAGACGAUUCAGUUGGCCAGUCAGAUGAUCCGAAUAACGUCCGUCUCGACAUCAGCGACUCGAUUCAUCAUUACUACCAGCCGGCGUUUUACUAUCCGGCCAGCUGGACAGGCCUGGUGACCAUCACGUCACAAAUUCCAGUGAGCCUCGAUGAAAAACUGGACGAUGUGACGCAAUUGUGGUCGCCGGAAGAAGACGGCCUUUACGUCGGCUCGCCGCCCAAAUGCUCCCGUCGCAGGUGGGAGAUUCUCGAACGGCGUCUGGUGACGACGACCAGUCAACAGCAGCAGCAGCAGCAGCAAACCACCAAAACAAAAUGGUUCCGCUCCGACGGAUCGCUGGCCGUUCUACCUGAUCCAUUACGCCCUUAUCUCAUCCGCAACAUCAUCCCGGUCCUGGAUUCUCCAGCCGACCAGUUUCGUCCAAUUUACCUUCCCAACGGCAAAUUAGUCGAGGGUCAAACGACGGCCGGUCCGUUUGCCGAGCGGCAGGUUUAUCCUCUGCACGUUUUCAUCAGCGGAAUAGAGUUCCAUCAUCACUGGCUGUUUGGCGUCGAAAAUGUUCUAGCGUCCCGACUGGGCCGACAGUGGGCCGAUUACUCCUCGACCUCGGCCGAUUCGGCGGCCAUCACCGCCGCCCAAAUGGACGUCCUGGCCCGCAAAUUGCGGGCCCUCUACCAAGCCCACGACGAGGCCGUCGAACUGGUCGAGCGGCUCCAAUUCAACGGAGCAGACGAGGCCGUUAUGGCCGCCCAGCUCCAGCGCAUCGCUUCCUACCGGGAGGCCAUUGGUUGGACCCGAGGGGACUACUACGCGGCCAGUGGCCGCCGAAUAGCAUUAGUCCGCUCAAUGAUGGCCGACUGGAAGCGCUUGAAAGACAUGCGCACCAGUCAGGGAUUCGCCUGCACCAGCUGUCAACUGUCGGACGGGCCAAAGAAGAAGAGGAAGAAUAAGAAUAAGAAGAAAAUGACAAGUGCUGCUGGUAGACUGGCCGCAGAAGAAGAUCAACACGAACAACAACCACCGCCACCGCCGCCACUCGAUUGGGAUGAAGAGAUGGAGCGACAGAUGGACGAAUCCCGUAGACUCUUCCGCGAGCACGUCCGCUCAGAGUCUGAUCGAUACAAGCGUCAAAAGGCACAAUGGAGGCACAAAAAGUCGACUCAGAGGACGAGUGCAAGUACCAGAAGUACCAGGAGGAGAAAAGAGAUGACGAAGCGAUCCGAUUCUUCUUCAUCUGAAGAAGAUGAAGAAGAAGAGGAGAAAAGAGAUGAAGAAAAAAGUGAAACUGACGACGAGCCGGAAGCGCCAGUGCAACGUCAAUUUGACGAGGAACAGACACGAGCAGAGAUCCUCAAAAGAAUGCAAGAAUCGCUCGUGCCACCUGGUGAGACGAUGCCUAACCUUUUGUGGACUCCCAACACUACCGCAAGUCCGUCUGAUGUCAGCGACGCUCGAGAACAGAGGAGGAUCGACGCAAUCAAGAAAUGCGUUUACCAGGUCAAGAUUCUAGUCAAUCAAGAAGAAAUGGCCGUUUCAGACGUCUUCCACUUGGCGGAAGACUUUACGGCGGAUGAGAUUCAACAGGCCUUUCAUCUGUGGAUCAGAGACAAACCGCGAAACAUUUCCAUCCAAUUGUUCUACAGAAUUCGGAACAAUCAGAAAAAAUGGAGUUUGCUGGCCGACGUAAACGUCCCCAUUCCAUCCGCAAAGACAAGUUUCGCCGGACAGCCGGAAACGCCAUUGAAAUUCAAAAGUGGUUUGGUUCAGCAACCCAUCGUCGAUCUCGCCAGCGUGGGUUGCGGAAUCAAACAACCGGGACGGGAAGAAGAUGGCGAAAUGUGGACGAAUGGAACGCUAACAAUCAAAACCGGAUGGGGGACAGACAAUCAGGGCAACGUUAUGGCGCCAAACAACAUCGAUCAUUUGCCAACAAUCAUUUCCGAGCCGUCAGAAUGGGUCAAUCCCAAAGUGCAACUGGAUCCAAACGAUCCUGCCAAUGCUGAGACGUUGGACAAGAUCGAAAAAAUGAACCGGCUGGAAUGGAGGGCCGGCAAAACGGUGGGGGAAGUCAUUAAAGAAGACGAUGGGGACACAUUCUGUUCCAAGGAGCAAUUCGAUUCCAACGUUCGUUUCCAGCUGCUCCGGCGACGGGCAGAUGAAAUUAAACCGUUCGGUCAUUUGACUAUGAUACCCAGUCGACCGGAUGAAAUACCCAAUCACUUGAUUCACUUGAUAGAUGGCAGUGCUAAAACGGGUUCGUCAUUCGAUCGGCUGGAAACGGAAGAGUCCGUCAAUCCGCUGGAUGCAUUAAGGCGAAGGGGUCAGCGAAAAUGGCUAGAAAUUUACCCAACAGUUGCCGAUCGACUAUCAUCUUCCAGCCAAAAAAGGCUCCAAUUAGCCGAUUUGGUCAUGGAAGAUCACAUUCCCGACAUCAGCACAUUUGGCGGCCAGUUGAUGCCCGUCUUCUUCAAAGCGCAUCGACCUCUACGUCCGGAAAGAAAAGAGCGAAAUCCUGUGCCACUUCUGGCCGGCCUGGCCAUCCAUACGACGGAGCAAGUCAGCCUGAGAGUCAACGUCAUCCGAGCGCUCAAUUUACCUCAUAAAAUCGAAAGAGAUUCAAUGGUCCACCCGUUUGUCGAAGUGUCUUUCCAAAAAUCCAGCGCUCGAACAACAGCUGGAAACGGUACCAGUCCCACCUGGAACCAAGAACUUUGUCUUCCAGUCAAUUUUGCGGAAGGAAUUCGUUCACUGGCUUAUUUGCAAUCCAUCCGAGACGAUUUGUUCAUUCAACUUUUUGACGAGGUUGUGGUCGAUAUUUUGGACGACGACCGUCAAAGGGAUGUGAGCGUCCACCAGCGGUACGAGAGGCACUGGCUGGGUGGUUUUAAAAUCCCGUUUCAAGUCGUCUGCAAGUGGAGCAAGAUCGAGGGCACGUUCGCGCUGAAUAUUCCAAUGGUGCCCAUCGGCUACGAGUACAACCACUACAAUCACGACGGACCACUUCUGACAGUUUUAAUUUCAAUUCACCCAGCCGUCAGUCCCCCCAGGAUCAAUCAGAUCAACGGACCAAGUAUGGAAGACCUGGGCUUCUUGGAAUACGUCAACGGAUGGCGGAGCGGAUUAAUCAAGGAAUUUCCAUUUCUGGACGGCCUCAUCAACCCGUUGGUUGUCAACGAAAAAGCUUUGACCGUCUACAUCGGUCGCUACCUGACUCCACUGGAACCGCCUGAACAACUCCAAGGUUCCAGUGACGAAGAGACUUUGAAAAACCUUUGCCAAUUCGUGGCAGCCAUACCGCAAGAACCAAAUAACCGGCCCAUUCUGACACCCAGGAUUUGGUUCACCUGUCAAACGGUGCUGGGAUGGCUGGUGGGCGGGGACGAAGAGCGGGCAAUACUUUUACACAACUACCUGGCCGCUCUCCAUUACGAGGUGUACGUUAUGCUGGGAAUGGCAGUGCCCGAAGGAGAGACGGCCUUUGUCCUUUAUCGUAAUAAAACCAACCAGACGAUGCGAGUCAUCAAUCCUUCAACCGGAAUCACAACAAACGUCACAGAUCCCACGGGCGCCAUGCAACAAGUCUGGGCUUUAUUCAACCAAAACGACUUUUGGGUCAACACUCACACCAAAGUCCACCCGAGUCAACUGCAAUAUCAAGUGACAAAAUCAGCCGAUUGGCGGCCGUUGUUCUCACGCAAAUUCCCCAAUCCUCGACUGACAACCAUUCAGACACCAGAGAGGCUGGUCUACCCAGCAACAAACAACAAAGACGUCCGGCAAUUGGAAGAGUCCGUCGUUGACCAUCUCAAACAGUCCUUCAUGAAGUGGAGGAAAACUGUUAGGACGAAAUGGAACAGACAUGCCGGCCAAGUCUUUCGUGAAAUUCUGACCCAAGCGGCCCAAGGAGACUUGACGCCCACAUCAGACAACUUGGAAGAAUUAUUGGAAACGUACAAAGUUUUUGGAGUCCCGCUCAAAACGGCCUAUGUGGACUUGGAAGGACUUGGCGAUAUGCUCUAUGCAACGGGCCUUCACCGACAUCACGGCUACGAAUUCGCCCUGUCAGUUUUCAUCAAAUCGUAUCCUAAUCAUCUGCUACAUGUUUUCAUAUUUGGAGCUUACUUGGAAAAUCUCUAACCCACUAAAUAAGUUCUUUAGCUAAAAAAAAAACGCAAUAAUAAACUUAAAAUUCGCCGAAUAACGAAUUUUUCGUUAUUUCUCGGCCAACAAAUGGCAUUUGGAAUCAAGUAGCCUGAAAAGUUGAAA
Daphnia pulex (common water flea) is the source of this 4647-nucleotide messenger RNA. RefSeq names its product coiled-coil and C2 domain-containing protein 2A-like (gene Cc2d2a). Lineage: Eukaryota; Metazoa; Arthropoda; Branchiopoda; Diplostraca; Daphniidae. The transcript is spliced from 22 exons. The record is from RefSeq and is a predicted model, not a curated record. Gene Ontology annotation, biological process: protein localization to ciliary transition zone; non-motile cilium assembly. The coding region runs from base 196 to 4518 and encodes 1440 amino acids. Gene Ontology annotation, cellular component: ciliary transition zone.